CACAGUGUUGCAUAUAUGUUGAUAUCUGUGAUAUCUGUCAUUGUAUUUAAGGUUAGCUGUCUCAUCGCGAAAUUCAAUAUCCUUGCAUUUCCGUAAAUAAAAACAGCGAGAAAAUGACAUCCUGUUUCGAAAGCAUGCAAGUUCCGACCUGCGUUUGGUUCGAGGGCGGCGAAAAAAGAAACGCGCUUGUUUCUAUGCUUGCAGGAACACUGUUUUUUGUAGGAUGGUGGUUUAUAAUAGACGCGCAUGCAAAAUAUCCAGAUGAAAUGGCAAAUGCGUAUCACGUAUGUGGAGUGUUUGGUACUCUAUCACUUUUUAUGGUCAACUCAGUGACAAAUGCGCAAAUAAGAGGAGAAGCUUACAAUGGUGGUUGUUUAGGAGCAAGAGGUGCAAGGAGUUGGCUAUUUAUCGGAUUUGUUAUGGGAUUUGCAGCAGUAAUAGCAGCCUGUUGGAUUUUAUUUGCCAAUUUUGUAGCUGCAGGUGCACCACAUCAUUGGCCAGGUGUAGGAUUAUUCUUGCAAAAUGUCUUUAUUUUCUUGGGCUCGCUCACGUAUAAAUUUGGUCGAUCUGAGGAUCAAUGGGGUUAAUAGAGAUGUGCUGUUGAAAAUAUUUUUAUUACUAUAAGGAUAAAUUAAGCACACUAUGCAAAAUUUGAUUGAAAAAAUGAAAUUAAUACCCUAUAUUGCUUCAAACUUGAAAUCCAAUUCAACUACAGC
Molecule: messenger RNA, 716 nt
Organism: Camponotus floridanus (Florida carpenter ant)
Lineage: Eukaryota; Metazoa; Arthropoda; Insecta; Hymenoptera; Formicidae
Product: transmembrane protein 50A
Exons: 4
Coding region: 114-587 (157 amino acids)
Biological process (GO): protein targeting to vacuole; late endosome to vacuole transport via multivesicular body sorting pathway
Source: RefSeq, a predicted model, not a curated record